GGAUCAUUACCUGAGCCAAAGGCAGACACUUAACCGACUGAGCCACCCAGGCACCCCUCAACACUUCUUAAAAAGAACAUCUGGCUUGUAGAAAAGGAAGAUUCUGGAAAUCCGUUAAUUCCACUUUUUGAGCACUUAUGAAUAACCACAUAUCUUCAAAAACAUCUACCAUGAAGCUAAAACAGACCAUCAAUCCCAUUCUUUUGUAUUUCAUACAUUUUCUAAUAUCACUUUAUACUGUUUUAACGUACAUUCCAUAUUAUUUUUUGUUUGAGACAAGACAAGAAAAAGCAAACAAAAUUAAAGCAAAGCCUGUAGAUUCAAAACCGGAGUCUGCAUACAGAUCUAUUAACAGUUUGGAUGGUUUGGCUUCAGUGUUAUACCCUGCAUGUGAUACACUAGAUAAAGUUUUUAUGUAUGCAAAAAACAAAUUUAAGGACAAAAGACUGUUGGGAACACGUGAAAUUUUAAAUGAGGAAGAUGAAGUACAGCCAAAUGGAAAAAUUUUUAAAAAGGUUAUUCUUGGAAACUAUAAUUGGCUCUCCUAUGAAGAUGUCUUCGUUAGAGCUUUUAAUUUUGGAAAUGGUUUACAGAUGUUGGGUCAGAAACCAAAGACCAAUAUCGCCAUCUUCUGUGAAACCAGAGCCGAAUGGAUGAUUGCUGCGCAGGCGUGCUUUAUGUAUAAUUUUCAGCUUGUUACGUUGUAUGCUACUCUAGGAGGUCCAGCUAUUGUUCAUGGAUUGAAUGAAACAGAGGUGACCAACAUCAUUACUAGUAAAGAACUCUUGCAAACAAAGUUGAAGGAUAUAGUUUCGUUAGUCCCGCGCCUGCGGCACAUCAUCACUGUGGACGGUAAGCCACCAACGUGGUCCGAGUUCCCCAAGGGCGUCAUCGUGCACACGAUGGCUGCAGUGCAGGCUCUGGGAGCCAAGGCCAGCAGAGAAAACAAACCUCUUAGCAAACCAGGGCCCUUAGAUAUUGCAGUAAUCAUGUAUACAAGUGGAUCCACAGGACUUCCGAAGGGAGUCAUGAUCUCCCACAGUAACAUUAUUGCUGGUAUAACUGGGAUGGCGGAACGGAUUCCAGGACUGGGAGAGGAAGAUGUUUACAUUGGCUAUCUGCCUCUGGCCCAUGUUUUAGAAUUAAGUGCUGAGCUUGUUUGUCUUUCUCACGGAUGCCGCAUUGGCUACUCUUCACCACAGACUUUAGCAGAUCAGUCUUCAAAAAUAAAAAAAGGAAGCAAAGGGGAUACAACCAUGUUGAAACCAACAUUGAUGGCAGCUGUUCCGGAAAUCAUGGAUCGAAUCUACAAAAACGUUAUGAAUAAAGUGAACGAAAUGAGUAGUUUCCAACGCAAUCUGUUUAUUCUGGCCUAUAAUUACAAAAUGGAACAGAUUUCCAAAGGCCGUGGCACUCCACUGUGUGACAGGUUUAUUUUCCGAAAAGUUCGAGGCUUGCUCGGUGGAAGUAUCCGGCUUCUGUUGUGUGGAGGCGCUCCGCUUUCUGCAACCACACAGCGAUUCAUGAACAUCUGCUUCUGCUGCCCCGUCGGUCAGGGAUACGGACUGACUGAAUCUUGUGGUGCAGGAACAAUUACAGAAGUAUGGGACUACAAUACUGGCAGAGUGGGAGCACCAUUAGUUUGCUGUGAAAUCAAAUUAAAGAACUGGGAGGAAGGUGGAUACUUUAAUACCGAUAAACCACACCCGAGGGGUGAAGUUCUUAUUGGUGGCCAAAACGUGACAAUAGGAUACUACAAAAAUGAAGCAAAAACGACAGCUGAUUUCUUUGAAGAUGAAAAUGGACAGAGGUGGCUCUGUACUGGAGAUAUUGGGGAGUUUGACCCCGAUGGUUGUUUAAAGAUUAUCGAUCGUAAGAAGGACCUUGUGAAACUGCAGGCGGGAGAAUAUGUUUCUCUUGGGAAAGUAGAGGCAGCUCUGAAGAACCUCUCCCUUAUAGAUAACAUUUGCGCAUAUGCAAACAGUUAUCAUUCUUAUGUCAUUGGGUUUGUUGUGCCAAAUCAAAAGGAACUAACAGAACUCGCUCGAAAGAAAGGACUUCAUGGGACUUGGGAGGAGCUGUGUAACAGCUGUGAAAUGGAAAACGAGGUCCUCAAAGUGCUCUCUGAAGCUGCUAUUUCAGCGAGUCUAGAAAAAUUCGAAAUUCCAGUAAAAAUUCGUUUGAGCCCAGAACCGUGGACCCCUGAAACUGGUCUGGUGACAGAUGCCUUCAAGCUGAAACGUAAAGAGCUUAAAACACAUUACCAGGCGGACAUUGAGCGAAUGUAUGGAAGAAAAUAGUUCUUCUCUUUCAGCAUCGUUUGCUACAGGGAGCUCAGAUCAAAUAGGAAAAUACUUGAAGUGCAUGUCUCCAACUGUGAGGCAAACCCCGUUCCUCAUAGUAAACCUAAACUGUUACUUCUCAUGACGUCGCCGUUUUUACUGACAGGAUGAGUAAAACAUUAAGACAGCAAACUGGUGUCUGUCUCUUCUUUCUCUCCCCCUUUCCAACUUACCUUACCACCUAGGACUGCACUUGUCAGCAUGAGGACUUUCUGAAUCAUUUUGGGGAACAGUGAUUUUAAAACCUCAAGUUUUUAAACAUGAUUUAUAUGUUCUGUAUAAUGUUCAGUUUGUAACUUUUUAAAGUUCGGAUGUAUAGAGGGAUAAAUAGGAAAUAUAAGAAUUGGUUAUUUGGGGGGCUUUUGUACUUACAGUAUUUAAAAAUGCAAGAGUAUGGAUGUGAAAUUAUGUAAAUUCAAACGCUUAUGAAUCAAAUCAUUGUUGAACAAAAGAUUUGUUGCUGUGUAAUUAUUGUCUUGUAUGCAUUUGAGAGAAAUAAAUAUACCCGUACUUAUGUUUUAAGAAAUUGA
Molecule: messenger RNA, 2872 nt
Organism: Leptonychotes weddellii (Weddell seal)
Lineage: Eukaryota; Metazoa; Chordata; Mammalia; Carnivora; Phocidae
Source: RefSeq, a predicted model, not a curated record